AUGAUAGAAGCCGUUGAUAGAAUACUCGUAGUUGAUGCUUCUAUUGUGACUGAUACUUCCAUUCAAAAAGAGAAUCUCAUAAGUUCUAGUUUAAAUCAACAUGGAGAAAUUAAUUUUGUUAUUGAGACAUGUGAUCAGUAUCUACACUUGCAUAAGUCUUACAUUUACCUCGAAGUAGACCUUUCCAAAUUAGAUGACACUGCUUUAGCAGAAACUGAUGAAGUCUCCUUAACUAAUAAUGCACCAAUGUUCUUGUUUGAUAGAGCAACAUAUAGUAUGGAUGGUGUUCAAGUAGAAAACAUAUGGAUCCUGGUAGAGCUAGUUUGA
This is a messenger RNA of Caenorhabditis briggsae, 327 nucleotides long. The transcript has 2 exons. Bases 1 to 327 code for a protein of 108 amino acids. The record is from RefSeq and is a predicted model, not a curated record. Lineage: Eukaryota; Metazoa; Nematoda; Chromadorea; Rhabditida; Rhabditidae.